AUGUCAUCCCAGAGUCAGUCGGGCCUCCUUCACAAGUACAAGGGCAUCCUCUUCUCUACCAUGUCUUCGGAAGGGCUCCUCGAUUCCUUGGAUUCUUUUGAUGCGAGAGAAGAUGACAUAUUUCUGGUUUCCUACCCAAAAUCUGGAACCCACUGGGUAGCAGAAGUCAUAGAGAACAUUCCCAAUGUUGGAAUUACCCUCACAUCUCCUAUCGAGUGGGGAGAUGUCUCUAAGUUUGAAGAGCUAAAGAUGGUCCCGAAGAGAAGAGUCAUCCCGACUCAUCUGAGCUACGAGAUGAUUCCUGGGGCUGUUAAACAGAAGCAGUGUAAGAUUGUCUACGUCAUCAGGAAUCCGAAGGAUACAGCCGUGUCCCUGUUCCACUACUACAGAGACAACCCCAACCUUCCAUCCCCUGAAACGUGGGCUGCAUUUUUAGAGCUCUUCCUCAAAGGAGACGUUGUGUACGGCUCCUGGUUUGAUCACGUGUUGAGCUGGGAGAAACACAAAAAUGAUAAAAACGUCCUCUUUUUAUUCUAUGAAGAAAUGAAGAAAGACUUUGUUAAGAGUCUAAAUAAAAUAACUGAUUUCCUUGGCUUUGACGUGAACGACAGCGAUAUUAGUCAGAUUGCGCGGAAUACCUCGUUCAGCGAGAUGAAGAGUAACGCGGUGAAAGAAAACUGCGACCCCAAUCACACCAUCUGCGCCCUGACGUCCGACAGGAACCUGGUGUUCAGGAAAGGAGUGGUGGGUGAUUGGAUAAACUACUUCACUCCAAAGCAGAGGAGUGCCUUUGAUGAACUGUUCACAGAGAAGAUGAAACACAGCGAUGUGGGCAGAUGCCUGAAGGAGUAUACGAAUUCAGAUGGGAAAUGAAGCGGAUUUCCCAGCUUUGCAGAGCAACGCCUAGAAAACGUGUAAAUAUUCUACCGUGGUGGAAAGCAGGUCUUCAUUCCCGUGAGAAACACAUACUUCAAGAACGUGUCAAAAGUGGCACUCGUGAGAGACUAUUAUCAACGCGUUUGGUGACAGUAGAGAAUUAUUAAUAAAAGGAGCCAUAAAAUUCUCCAUUAGCUGAACUCUGUAGCCAUUUCCAGUGUGUUCAGAAAGGCCUGGAGUAGUUCCUGCUCAGAAUGGCGUUGUUAUUGUAAAUCCACCAUGAACUGUGCUGAUGUGGAAAAGGGGUGAAGGAUUGAGUCAUAUCAGAAUAAAAACAGACACCAUCCUGCCAAGCUUGGAAUACCUAAUAGUAGGAUCCUAUCGCACACUGAUGAAUAUGAAUGAUAGUCCUUCAGAUGAACAUCACUGGGCAUGCCCGGAUUGUCUUAAUGUCAUCUCAAUUAAAUUAUAAAUUUUUCUAAUUUUUCAAUUUAGAGACUGAACUUUCCUUUGAAUAUGUCCAUGCUUAUGAUUAUAGUAUUUAGAGU
Molecule: messenger RNA, 1424 nt
Organism: Alexandromys fortis (reed vole)
Lineage: Eukaryota; Metazoa; Chordata; Mammalia; Rodentia; Cricetidae
Product: sulfotransferase 6B1-like
Exons: 6
Coding region: 1-873 (290 amino acids)
Biological process (GO): sulfation
Cellular component (GO): cytoplasm
Molecular function (GO): sulfotransferase activity
Source: RefSeq, a predicted model, not a curated record